Dicentrarchus labrax (European seabass) is the source of this 4720-nucleotide messenger RNA. It is a transcript of the gene gdap2, whose product is annotated as ganglioside induced differentiation associated protein 2. The record is from RefSeq and is a predicted model, not a curated record. The transcript has 14 exons. Bases 290 to 1777 code for a protein of 495 amino acids. NCBI's taxonomy places the organism in Eukaryota, Metazoa, Chordata, Actinopteri, Moronidae.
UGUCAUCCUAACUGUCGCCACCUUGACGGUGCAGCAAGCAGCAUCUAGCAUUCUGGCUAAAUGUGUAAACCUGGUUAACUUCCUUUUUGACUACUUUUGCGAUUACUUUACUCGCUACUAUGAGCACUCAGAGGAACGACAACACCUCCUGAGUCUAUAAACUGUCGUGUCAAGAUUAAUUGGUUAUUCUUGAUUUAUUUUGGCGUGGACAUCACCUCUGCCUGGAGGAAAUACUACUGGCUAGCGCGCCUGCUCGGAGCUCCAGUGUCAGCCUGUAGUGCCAGAGGGGAUGGAUCCUCUGGGUGCUCGCUCCCAGUUCGUGGACAUCCAGACCCUCCCCACGUGGCAGCAGCAGCUGGACGAGGAUGGCGAGGAGACGCCGCUGGAGCAGAGCGACAGCCUGCUUAGCCAGCAGGCCUUCCCCUCACCCUUCCCCUUCAGACCAGACAUCAACCGCAAGAUCAUCCUCUUCGCUGGUGAUGUGGCGCUGCUGAACUGCACCUCUAUCGUGAACACCAGCAACGAGUCGCUGAAUGACAAAAACCCAGUGUCUGACAGCAUCCAUCAGCUAGCAGGGCCUGAGCUGCGAGACGAGCUUCUUAAACUCAAAGGAUGUCGGACGGGGGAGGCGAAGCUGACCAAAGGCUUCAACCUGGCGGCGAGGUUCAUCAUCCACACGGUGGGACCAAAAUACAAAGCCAAGUACCGGACGGCAGCGGAGAGUUCGCUGUACAGCUGCUACAGGAACAUCAUGCAACUGGCUGCAGAGCAGUCGAUGGCAUCUGUUGGCUUCUGUGUGGUGAGCACAACCAAAAGAGGUUACCCACUGGAGGACGCAACACACAUCGCUUUCAGAACAGUGCGCAGGUUCCUGGAAAAUCAUGGAAACAGCAUAGAGGCGGUGGUGUUCGCAGUGUCAGACACAGAUGAGCCGGUGUACAAGAAGUUACUGCCUCUCUACUACCCUCGCUCUGAGGAAGAAGAGAAGGCCUGCCUGCCACUCAUCCCAGCUGACAUUGGCAACUCAGAGGGUGAACCGGUCGUCCCAGAGAGACAGAUUCGCAUCGCAGAGAAACCAGGCACCCUGGAAGAUGAUUCUGAAGAGGAGAGUCUGGAGUCAGAUCUGGGUCAGGUGGGGAAUCACGCUUUUGCCCGGAUGGAGGGUGAUGUGGACAAACAGCGGAAACAGAUCCUACAGGGCCAGAUGUCAGAGGCAGCCAUGCAGAAACAACACCAGAGGAAUUACAAUCGCUGGCUGUGCCGGGCAAGAGCGGAAGAUCUGUCGGACAUCGCUGCACUGAAAGCUUUAUAUCAAACUGGUGUGGAUAUGUGUGGCAGGACAGUGAUGAUUCUGGUUGGACGAAACAUCCCAGUGACCCUUAUCGACCUUGAAAAGGCGCUGCUGUACUUCAUCCAUGUGAUGGACCACAUCACAGUGAAGGAGUAUGUGAUGGUUUACUUCCACACGCUGACCGGCGAGCACAACCACCUGGACUCCGAUUUCCUCAAGAACCUCUACGACAUCGUUGAGGCCAAGUUUAAAAAGAAUUUAAAGGCUUUCUACUUUGUACAUCCGACAUUUCGCUCUAAGGUUUCAACAUGGUUCUUCACCACCUUCAGCGUGUCAGGGAUGAAGGACAAGGUUCGCUACCUGGACAACCUGCAGCAGCUCUUCACCUGCAUCAAACCUGAGCAGAUUGACAUCCCGCCGUUUGUCCUAGAAUAUGACGCACGGGUGAACGGACCCUACCAUCCCUCUCAGUCUUCUGGUCUGUGACAGGAGACCAAUCGGACUUCCCUGCCGGGAUGACGAGGUGGUGUCAGCCUGUCAAAUGAAGGCCUUUUAUGGACAUCAUGUUGCCUGUGUGGUCUGAACUCCUAACUUCUUGUGAAGGCUCCGAGCCAUAGUGGGGAAUCUCUCCUUUGGUUCUGUCCCAGCCAAAAGGACAGAAGUAACAGUCGCAGCCCACAUUUGGCAGCGUGUGUCCUGGUGAGAGGUCAUUGUCACUCACCACAGGCUAUUUGUGGAUCUUGUAUGGUUUCUGGAUUAUGCCUUACACCAAGGGUUCUUAUUCAGCAGUUUCCUCAAACAUCCCUAAAUAUGAAGUAUCAUGUCAAGCCUGACAGUGGCUCAAAGCCUUUUCCGUUGUGUGGUCAUAUCAGACGUCCUCGCCCAUGUCUCAGAAUAUUAUAACUUUUCAAAUGCUGGAGUAAGGCGGGAAUAUUACUUCUGUCUGGACUUCCACUCUGUUUAAUUCUGUACCAUACCAUGAUGGCAGAAUCUAUAGGCGAAGUAAAGACUAAUGCUGCGCUCAGUCGGAAGUUGGAAGUUCCCACCCGGUACGUUGCAAUAACAACCUCUGUGUUCUCCUGCGGCCACAAUCAGAAACCCCGGGGGAGAGAAAUGAACACCUGGCUUGGAGAUACUAUACCUGAAUAGACGGCUAAUGUCAUUGUAUGUUCUAAACAUAGAACAUUAACUUUAUAUCACAUUUUGGAAAGUGCACCUUUUUGCUUUCUUGCCAUGAGUUGGAUGGUUUGUAUGCUAAAUUUGAAGCUACAGCCAGAAGAUGGUUAGCUUCGUUUAGAAUAGACUGGAAGAAGGGGGAAAGCGCUACCUGUAAAACCUCAAUUUCUACACUUAUGCUAUGGUUAGUUUGUGAGCUUUAAAAGGUGCUGGUAGGCAUAUUUUCCUACCUUUAACCAGAGCCAGGCUAGUUGUAACUUUAGUUUAACAGAGGUUGGUAUCUCAUCUAACUCUUGGCAUGAGAGUAAAUAACUAUAUUUCCCAAACUGUUAACUUUAAGCUUUAAAUCCAUACAGAGUGUUUGGAUAUAUGUGCUUCUACCAGCCAUUUAACUUGUUAAAAGUAGCACUGAAACAAUUCAUUGAUUAAUCACUCAACACAAGUGGGUUGGGGUUUUGUUUUGUUUUACAGUUGAUUGAUCAUGUGACUUCAUACCAUAGGAUGCUUAACAUUCACUGGUGUCAGUUUCUCAGCUGAGAGAAUUUGCUGCUUUUUCUGUGUUAAAUAGUUAAAAAUUGAACGCUUUUCGGUUUGGGACGUUUGGUUGCACAAAUACCAAGUAAAUUUAGGAUGUCACCUGGGCCUUUGUUAACAUCUGAUGGGCAAUUUUCACUAUUUGUUUAAACUUUAUAGAUUAAAGAUCCAGUAUGUAACAUUUAGGAGGAUCUAUUGGCAGAAAUGGAAUAUAAUAUUCAUAGGUAUGUUUUCAUUAGUGUAUAAUCGCCUGAAUAUAAGAAUCAUUAUGUUCUUGUUACCUGAAGAUGAGCUGUUUUUAUUUACAGACACAGCAAGUCACUUUCCACGGAGUCCGCCAUGUUGAACUGCCUGUUUUACUGUAGCCCAGAAGGGACAAAUCAAACACUGGCUGUAGAUAGGGCCAUUCAAGUUUUUCGCACAUUUCACAGCCACUGUAGUUUCUCCCUCAUGCUUGGAAGGGGACGGUGAAACUAAAUCCUACACACUGGACCUUUUUUAUAAAAAUUCAUUUAUUCUCAGUGAUCAAAACAUUAUUCGACAAUAAAAAUAGGUAGUUGAGGCCUUAAUCACAAGGCUUUCAGUCAGAAAGUUGUCUUCUGCUAUGGUAGUGCCUGUGUAAGGGUAGCUAGCCUUUGUUAAAUCAGCCUACUUGUCAAGCUGAAGGUCUUUUACAGCCUUAUGACAGCAGAUCUUAGCCUGAAGGUCAGGAGAUGACAUAAAGGACUUCUGCAUUAACUUACUGUCUCAUGUAUUUGCUUCCAAAUUGUCUCACAAUGUUAAAUUAUGUUGUGUAAAAAUGUGUCUGCUUCCUUUGAUAUUCACUGUAUGGUUGAACCAUUAAUGUCUCACUCACAAGAAGGUAUAGCUUUGUUUUAAGAAUGCACGGGCCAGAAUGGAUGAAAAUUGCUGUUUAUAGCUCUUCUCACACUCGCAUGAUGGUGGAAAGUAGAAUUAGCGGAUUUUCUUUCCCCCUUGCCAAUGGAGCUUGAAAUUGUUUGUGCCUGUAUUUUUAAAAUGAGCUUUUUGUUUCCUCACUAAUUUUGCUUUUUAUUUGCACAGUUAGCUCUGCUUUAAUUGGUGUUUUCACAAUGCAAAAAGUUUGAUUUAACUUGGACUACCAGACUGGAGGAUUUACCUAGGGCAAUUGCAAAUCAGAUCUACUAACUAAACGUUGAAAACAUUCCUGUGAUUGUCUAAACUUUUCAAGCAGUCAUCAUGUAGCAAACCCCAUCUGUCUGGUAUGCCAAGAGGUAACACUAUCACACUAUCACAAUAAACAUGGAUUCUGUUUCACUAAACGUCUGUCACUGUUGGGAGGGAUUCCACCUACAUGUAUUUCUGUCUUCUGCCUCUCUAACUGCCAGGAAUCUGCACAUCUUUAAAUCAUUUCAGCUCUGUUGGUGAGAAACAGCCUCUCACAGCUCUUCAUAGUAAAGUUCUUGUCCUUAGAUACACUCACAUUAGUGAUUCAAAACUCCUGACACAGCCACACAAGUCAUGUUACAUUAUCAGCUUGAACCUGAGGUUUCUUAAAUGGUAACUUGUUUUUGUAGACUGACAGGGACAUUUAACAGGGACAUUUCAGUUAAUGCUGUACUAAAUAAAUCAAUAAACAAAGACAAUGCAGUCAAAUCGAAGUAGAUUUUAACAGUUUAAUGUCUUUUAAAUCAUAUUUUUCAGAUUCAAAGACUGAAUAUCACAAUGAGUUGUUAAAAA